AUGCUAUUUGCAAUUUUUAUAAUUGGAUUAAUAAAUGCUACUUGUAUAGAAAGAACAAAGGAACAAUGUUUGAGACUUAAUUUGAAUGUUUAAGAGCAAUGUCAAAUCUCGUAAGGUCAAUGUUUGCCAAGAUCAGAAUUAUGUUUAGAAAUAGAUGCUUCGUAUCCUUUAAAUUGUCAAACAUCCCGAUGUUAUUAUGAUAAAAUUUCAAAGAGGUGUAUGGUAUCUUUUUAGUUAUCAUUACAGACCUACUAAUAAUCUCGAAUUCUAAAUGAAAUAGGAGAGAGAGGAGGAAAUGGAGGAAAAGGGGGAAAUGGAGGAAAAGGAGGAAAUGGAGGAAAAGGAGGAGAUGGUGGUCGAAAUGGUUAAGAACAUAACCAUGGUUCAAAUCACAACGAUGAUGAUGACAAAAAUUCUCAUCAUCAAUAAUAAAAUCAACCUUCAGUAUUACUAUCAAUUUUAAUACAUAGACAUAAUAAUAACCUUAAUAGCCAUAUCAACCAUAAUAUCCAUAUUAACCUUAAUAUCCAUAGUAGCCAUAAUAACCUUAAUAACCAUAGUAGCCUUAAUAACCUUAGUAGCCAUAAUAACCUUAAUAACCAUAAUAACCUUAAUAACCAUAAUAGCCACAAUAGCCACAAUAGCCUUAAUAACCAUCAUAGCCUUAAUAACCGUAAUAACCUUAAUAGCCAUAAAAACCUUAAUAGCCAUCAGAACCAGAAGUACCAUAGGAACCUUAAUUUGUUGAUUCUUCGGAGGAGUGGAAGUAAAUUUAUAUUUUGAUUUAGUGAAAAUAAUAAUUAGGAGAGUUCUACUUAAAAUUCAAAUAAUCCUUAAUAAAAUGACAAUACUUCAAAAGGUAAUUGUAUUAUUAAUUAAGUUAGAUCCUUAAAAUGUACCAAAUGAGAAUGAUACAAAUUCAGAAAGUAAGUAUUUUAAUGAAAUUGAUUCUAGGCGCUAGUUUGAAUAAUGUAACGAUCGAAAAGUUUAUUGAGGAGGAUAUUAGAAAUAAGAUUGAAUCCUCUGAGGUUGAGAAGCAAAUAGAGAUAAGGAAUUCAGGAGCAGAUUUAAUUUUAUCAUUUGCUUUAAUGAUAAUUUGGAUAUGA
Paramecium octaurelia is the source of this 1106-nucleotide messenger RNA. The record is from the annotation of a GenBank genome assembly. Lineage: Eukaryota; Ciliophora; Oligohymenophorea; Peniculida; Parameciidae.